GAAACAAGAUGGUGCAGGACUUGGUCUCUCAAUUUGUAAAAGUCUAGUAGAAAUUAAUGGAGGAGAAAUUAAAGCAGAAAGCCAGUUAGGAGAAGGAAGUAAAUUUUGGUUUACAUGGAACGUGGAAAUAUUAUCAUCUAUAACACCAACUAUUUCAUCGUCGAUAACACCGACUAUUUCAAAAUUUCCAACUCCUUCAUUAUUAGAGGCACAAUUUGAUAGUCAAAUAAACUGUAUAUUACCUAAUUUUAUAAGUAAAAAACGAUUACUAAUAAUUCACCCAAUCAAAAAUAUGAGAAACGCAAUGUUAACAUAUUUUAAAAUUGUCGAAAAAGUUGAUGCAUUCGAUACUUUUAACGAAGGUAUUAAAGCUGCCCAAGCAUAUAAAGAACUGUAUAAUCAACCUGCUUAUGACAUAGCAUUCAUUGGUCUUUAUGAAGAUAAUGAAGAAGAGGUCAUGAAAGCAGCAUUAAAGUUAAGAACAUUAGAUAUGGAUAGUAAUAGAUUAGUUAUAAUUUUUAUAGUAUUUCCGAGUAAUGAAGUGAAUGGAUUAGCAAAAAAAUUUAUUAGAAAGCUUGGAGGAAUUACUUCUAUUAUUUACACUCCAAUUACACGGAAAAAGUUGUUUAAUCAAAUUAUUCAUCUGGAAAAACAAUAA
This is a messenger RNA of Racocetra persica, 658 nucleotides long. The record is from the annotation of a GenBank genome assembly. NCBI's taxonomy places the organism in Eukaryota, Fungi, Glomeromycota, Glomeromycetes, Diversisporales, Gigasporaceae.